UAUCAAUUAGGAUUAAGGUUUAAAUACAAACUUCAAAUCGUUUAAAACUUAUAGUUCUGUUUCAAAGUUACACUUGCACCUUCCUCAGAGCACUCUUCUUACAUUUUCUUGAGAAAAAUGCGUUCGAAUCUAGCAUUGCUUUCUGUUUUGGCUGUUAUGUUUGUUGUGGUGACAUGUCAUCACCACCAUCAUCAUCAAUAUUUUGAAGGUUACUACUAUGUCUACACGAAUUUACCCCAUCAUUGUUAUAAAAGAAUUUUCUCCGAAGAUCCCAGCAAUACAUUUUAUGCGCUACAAAAUGACAAUAAUGACAGUAAUGAAAACACUGAUGUAAACAGUAAUGAAAACAUUAAUGGAUACGGUAUUGCACCCACUAAUAUUAACAACGAAGCUGUUGAUGCAAAUUCAAGCGCUGCACUCACAUUCUAAUUGUAAAAUAUUAUAAAAAGAAAAUUAAACUUUCCUUUCAUUUUUAUAAAAAUGUAAAAAAAAAACUUGAUCUAAAUAAUAAUAGAAUAAAAUUUUAA
Leptopilina heterotoma is the source of this 527-nucleotide messenger RNA. RefSeq lists its product as uncharacterized. NCBI's taxonomy places the organism in Eukaryota, Metazoa, Arthropoda, Insecta, Hymenoptera, Figitidae. The transcript is spliced from 2 exons. The record is from RefSeq and is a predicted model, not a curated record. Bases 118 to 429 code for a protein of 103 amino acids.